UAACGCAAGAAGGAUGGACAAACUGACAGAGGACGUGAAACAGCUGAUCUACACGAAGAAGGGAAUUGAGGAGCAGCUUCAACUGAUCGAUCACCUGCGGCAGCUUGGGGUGGCGUAUCACUUUAAGGAGGAUAUUAAGGAUGCUUUAGGGACUAUAUACGGUUCCGUGGAAAAGGUGAACAUGUUGCUGAAGGAUAAUCUUCAUGCCACGGCUCUUAUGUUCAGGCUUCUCAGAGAACAUGGGUUUGCUGUUUCUGAAGGUGUCUUCAACCGAUUUAUAGAUGAGAAGGGCAACUUGAAAGCCAGCCUUCGCCACCAGACCGAAGGAUUGGUGAGCUUGUACGAGGCUUCCCAUCUUGCACAGGAAGGAGAGCACGUGCUGGAAGAAGCUAUAAACUUUACGACUAAACAGCUCAAGAGCCUCAUGGAGGGAUCACUUGAGCCUCAUCUCAGGGAGCACGUAGCCCAUGCCUUGGAGCUUCCAUUGAACUGGAGGAUGCCGAGGUUACAGACCAGGUGGUUCAUAGAAGCAUCCCAAAGGGAAGCGAAGAUGAACCCUGUCCUGCUUGAAUUGGCUAAGUUGGACUUCAACAGGGUUCAGAUCAUAUAUCAGAGGGAACUCAGAGAAGUGUCGAGAUGGUGGAGCAAUCUUGGCCUGGCGCAGAGGCUUCCAUUUUCCAGGGACAGGUUGAUGGAGAACUAUUUCUGGACGGUUGGCUGGGCUUUUGAGCCACAGUUUGCAAGAUUCAGGGAGGCGCAGACAAAAGGGAACUGCCUGAUAACAACAAUAGAUGAUGUGUAUGAUGUUUACGGCACCAUCGAUGAGCUCGAGCUUUUCACGGAUGCCGUCGAAAGAUGGGAUGUUAAUACAAUGGACAAAUUGCCAGAGUACAUGAAGAUAUGUUUUCUAGCCCUCUUCAACACUACAAAUGACACCGCGUACAAUGUUAUGAAAGAGAAGGGUCUGGAUAUAAUUCCACACCUAAAAAAAGCAUGGGCAGAUCUAUGCAAGGCAUACAUGGUAGAAGCAAGGUGGUACCACCAAGGCUACACACCCAAUCUUGAAGAGUACUUGGAGAACGCACUAGUAUCGAUAUCGGGUCUCCUGAUAUUGACUCUUGCUUAUUGCACCAGUGACGAUGUAAGUCAAGAGACCUUGGAAGACUUCCACAGCUGUCCUGAGAUUGCAAGACGGUCAUCCAUGAUCCUUCGACUUUGUGAUGAUUUGGGUACUUCCAAGGUAUUUGAAAUGCACCAUAAUUAUCAUUCGUUCAUGGAAUCAUGGGGGAAUUGGAGAGCAAUAAACGGAGAUCGAAGUUUCACUUCUCGUUUCGAGGAAAACCUAAAAAUGAUAGCCAUCAAUAUUCCUCGAAUGGCCCAUUGCAUGUACCAAUAUGGAGAUGGAUAUGGCAAACCCGAUGGAGUGAUCGAGGAUCGCAUCGGGUCUUUGUUGAUUGAACCUAUACUUCUGUAACAAUGUAAUUAAGGAUAAUAUCGUGAAGCUAUAAUUCUCCUCGUGAUUUG
Molecule: messenger RNA, 1524 nt
Organism: Musa acuminata AAA Group (dessert banana)
Lineage: Eukaryota; Viridiplantae; Streptophyta; Magnoliopsida; Zingiberales; Musaceae
Product: monoterpene synthase 7, chloroplastic-like
Exons: 6
Coding region: 14-1474 (486 amino acids)
Biological process (GO): diterpenoid biosynthetic process
Molecular function (GO): terpene synthase activity; magnesium ion binding
Source: RefSeq, a predicted model, not a curated record